AUGAGUGCCCUCUCUCUCCUCUCAUUGGCCACUUUGGCCGUGUCAGGGGUCCUUGCCAUUGGCACAAAUGACCAGGUGAACUCCAAUAUUGACUAUGGUACAUUUAAAGACCCUUCCUCAAUCGUGAGGCCAAGAUUUCGGUACUGGGUGAAUGAUGCCUCGAUGAACCUCAGCGUGGUGGCCGAAGACGUGAGAUCCAUUGGAAAAGCUGGCGCGGGGGGCAUCGAACUCCUCGGCUAUUAUUUGUAUGGAGAUUCACAAAACUAUGGAGGAGGAAACGCUGGCCCAUUGCAAACCGACUGGACACUUUUUGGGUUUGGGAGUCCCCCUUGGACGAAAAUGGUGGACGUCAUCCUUGAAACUGCGAAGGAAGAUAAUUUGAUUAUUGACUUUGCUAAUGGGCCCAAUCAAGGGGCGGGUGUCCCGGCGCCUUAUAACAGCGACGGUCUUCUCUGGGAUCUCGCCGGACAUAACUCGACGUUUGCUGCCACCAAGGGCUUCAAGGGCACCCUUCCUGGCUGGGGCUCCGGUCGCUUAGUUGCAGCUACGACAGCGAAUGUCAAAUCAAGCACUUCAUCAGAGGCGGUCCUCUAUGAGAGUUCUCUUCAAGAUGUUACAAGUUCGGUGAAGGCAGAUGGCAGCCUGGAUAUUAAGGCAAGUAGUAAAUCUGAAGGGACUGAGAGUAUUGUCUUUGCAUACUACCUCAUCCAUUCUCGCUAUCGCGAAACCCCAAGUCCUACCGACCCAUCAAUUGCAAAAGCAGUGCCACAAUCACCCGUUACAACUUACUCUCAGAAUGGGUCGUGGGUGGUUGAUCACUUCUCUGCUUCCGGUGCCCAGGUUGUGGUGGACUUCUGGAAGCAGUCGAUUUUGGGUAGCGCAGUCGACACCCUUCUUGCUGAAGUUGGCAACUAUCUAUGGGAAGACAGUCAAGAAUACACUGUCGCCACUUACUGGACACCUGGUCUUCAAAAGACAUUCCUCGCCAAUCGAGGGUACAGCAUCAACAAAUACAUACCACUCGUGGUUGGCUCCGGGGGAGAAUCGACCUUCAACACCACCUAUGUCACAGAUGAGAGCGACGCGGGUGCUAGUCACAUUGUGGACUAUCAACAAACACUCACGGAACUCAAUGCUGAGUACCUUGACACAUUGACAAAAUGGAGCAAUGACCUAGGGGUUCAAUUCUCAGCACAAGUCGUCUACAAUCUUCCAAUGGACAUGCUUGCCAAUGUGCCGCAUGUCAAUGCUCCUGAGUGUGAGACACUGGGUUUCAGUGAAAAUAUUGAUGGCUACAGACAAUUUAGCGGCCCUGCAAACCUGGCAGGAAAACGCAUUAUCUCAAGCGAAGCUGGUGCGAUUGAGCUUGAGGCUUACCAGCAGCCCAUGUCCGAGCUUCUUUGGACAUUCAAGCGCUCCUUUGCGGGAUCUGUCAAUAAUUUCAUUAUCCACGGCUUCCCAAAUUCUGGCAACUAUGGAAACACGAGCUGGCCUGGCUUCACAACUUUUAUGUAUGUGUUUUCAGCUAUGCAUGGACCUCGUCAACCGGCAUUUGAAUUCUACUCGGACUUUUUGAACUGGGUCUCUCGAAAUCAAUUUAUUUUGCAAACCGGAAUUCCGAAGGUUGAUGUUGCGUUUUGGUCAAAGUCGACAACCUACAAAGCCAUCACCACUAAAUAUGCGCCUAUGGACUUGCAAGACGCAGGUUACACCUACGAAUAUCUUAGCCCGGAUAACUUUGCGCUACCGGAGGCCUAUGUUUCGGGUGCCACAUUUGCGCCCAAUCGACAGGCAUUCAAGGCUCUUGUCGUUCGGUCCAACGAAACUCUGACAACCUUGGGUGUUGAUAAACUUGUUCAAUAUGCCAAUGCGGGCCUUCCAAUUAUAUUCCCUGGUGGGCUGCCAUCGAAUUUCAGUGGAUACAACCCAACAGCUGCUGCUAAGGCUAUUCGUUCGUUGAACGGAAUUAAGGCUCUCAAGAAUGUUCAUUUAGUCAAGUCAGAUGGGCUUGCAGAGACUCUCGAAUCUCUCAAUAUUUUCCCACGAAGCUCCAUCUCAUCAAACGGCACCUGGUAUCCGCUAUGGAGAGACGAUGCAGCUAACAAAAAGUCUUACGUCUACGUAUACAAUGACGCAACGGGUCUAUCAUUUGAGGAGGGAAUGACCUCUGGCACAGUUUCGUUUGAAAGUACUGGGGCCCCAUUCUUUUACGAUGCAUGGUCAGGAGAAAUCACCCCUAUUUCUUCCUAUACCAAGACUAAGACACAUACGACAAUCCCUCUUCAAUUGGCAGGCAACCAGUCUGUGAUUAUUGGCUUCGAGAAUAACGCCGACUCCCCAAUUCACAUCCAGGACACCGAGAUCCCAAUUCUUCCUACCAAAGGUGACUCGAAAUCUCUCACCGUACUUAGAUCUUUCGAUGAAAAGACCCGAGAAAUUACGCUCUCAACCGGGAAAAAGGCAUCUCUCUCCCCAAUGUCGACAAAGUCCUUCACCCUAGAUAAUUGGAAACUGGAAGUCGAGGCAUGGACACCACUACCAGAUUUCUAUGAUGUUGAAGGCGCAACUAAGACUAACAAAACAUUCCACACUUCGAGUCUUAUCCCUUGGAACCAGAUUUCCGACACUUUGACCAACACAUCUGGGGUAGGAUAUUAUACAACGACAUUUGCGUGGCCACCAUCAUCCUCAUCAAGUGUAUCGGGCGCAUUCAUUGAUCUUGGCCCCAUUACCCACACUGCACGCGUUAUUGUGAACGGACAUCAGCUGCCAACGCUAGAUAUCUCCUGGGCGAAGGCCAAUAUUGGUUCUUUCCUUCAGCGGGGAACUAAUACGGUACAGGUUGUUGUCAGCACGACCCUAGGCAAUGUACUGCGGACCUACUGGGAUUCGAUUGAAACAAGCGGAAAACUUGCGGUAGAUGUACUCGCUGAUCCACCAGCUGUGGAGGAAUACGGAUUGGUUUAUCCUGUGCAGAUUAUACCAUAUCGGGAAGACAAGGUGGUCUAG
This is a messenger RNA of Penicillium verhagenii, 3009 nucleotides long. RefSeq lists its product as uncharacterized. Lineage: Eukaryota; Fungi; Ascomycota; Eurotiomycetes; Eurotiales; Aspergillaceae. The transcript has 4 exons. The record is from RefSeq and is a predicted model, not a curated record. Bases 1 to 3009 code for a protein of 1002 amino acids.